Musca vetustissima is the source of this 1664-nucleotide messenger RNA. Its product is annotated as transmembrane protease serine 9-like. The record is from RefSeq and is a predicted model, not a curated record. NCBI's taxonomy places the organism in Eukaryota, Metazoa, Arthropoda, Insecta, Diptera, Muscidae. The transcript has 2 exons. Gene Ontology annotation, molecular function: serine-type endopeptidase activity. Bases 1 to 1659 code for a protein of 552 amino acids. Gene Ontology annotation, biological process: proteolysis.
AUGAAAGUUUUUGUGGUGGUUCUUUUGGCGUUGGUGGCCUGUGCCAAUGCCGGGUCCUUGUCAUCGGUGGCCCAACGUUUAAUUCCCAGUUUUGCCACCGGCCACAUUAUUAAGGGCGAGGAUGCUGAACCCCACUCUGCUCCCUAUAUUGUGUCGUUGAGUCGCACCGCCAAGCACUCACACAUCUGUGGUGGCAGUUUGAUUAACAAAAAUUGGGUCCUGACCGCUGCCCAUUGCAUUAGCAAACCAGUGGGUAUGGGUAUUGUUGCUGGUCUCCAUAAACGUACUACCUUCGAUGAAAAGACCCAAGCUCGUGUUGUCGAUUAUGGUGUAGUCCAUGAACAGUAUACCGGUGGUGUUGGCCCCUAUGAUAUUGCCAUUUUGCAUGUGUCGGAACCUUUCGAAUUCAAUGAAUGGGUGAAACCUGUUGCUUUGCCAGCCUAUGAACAGAUUCAUGAUGGUGAGACCCAUUUGUAUGGUUGGGGACAACCUAAGGCUUUCUCAUUCUCCGCUGCCAGUACUUUGCAAACUGUAACCACCGAAAUUGUUGAGUUCAAUAAGUGCAAGGAAGUUUUGCCAGCUGAUGCUCCUCUGCAUGAAACUAAUGUCUGCUCCGAUUCUUUGCAACAAAGCAUUUCGGCCUGCAAUGGUGAUUCUGGUGGGCCAUUGGUUAAGGAAUUCGCCACUAAAGGUGAUGCUGAGUUGAUUGGUAUUGUAUCGUGGGGUUAUAUUCCCUGUGGCAUGGCUCAAAUGCCUUCGAUUUAUACUCGUGUCUCUGCCUACAUUCCAUGGAUUCAAAAUGUCCAAACUUCCUUCUACAUGGAAACUAUGAAAACUUUUGUGAUCCUUUGUGUCUUGUUUGUGGCUUCGGUCAAUGCUGGUCAUUUGUCAUCGGCGGCCCAACGUUUGAUACCCAGCUUUGCCACCGGUUACAUCAUCAAAGGCGAAGAUGCUGAACCCCAUUCCGCCCCCUACAUCGUUUCGCUGAGUCGUACCGCCAAACACUCACACAUCUGUGGUGGUAGUAUUAUCAACAAGAAUUGGGUCCUAACAGCUGCCCAUUGCAUUAGCAAACCGGUCGGCAUGGGUGUGGUGGCUGGUCUCCAUAAGCGUACCAAUUUCGAUGAAAAAACCCAAUCUCGUGUUGUCGAUUAUGGUGUAGUCCACGAACAAUAUACCGGUGGUGUUGGUCCCUAUGAUAUUGCUAUGUUGCAUGUGUCGGAACCUUUCGAAUUCAAUGAAUGGGUGAAACCUGUUGCUCUACCCGCCUACGAACAGAUUCAUGAUGGUGAGACCCAUUUGUAUGGUUGGGGCCAACCUAAGGCUUUUGUCUUCUCCGCUGCUAGUACCUUGCAGACAGUCACCACUCAGAUCGUUGAAUUCAAUAAGUGCAAGGAAGUCUUGCCAUCUGAUGCUCCUCUGCAUGAAACCAAUGUCUGUUCGGAUUCUUUGCAACAAAGCAUUUCGGCUUGUAAUGGUGACUCUGGUGGUCCAUUGGUUAAGGAAUUCGCCACCAAAGGUGAUGCUGAGUUGAUUGGUAUUGUAUCGUGGGGUUAUAUCCCCUGCGGUAUGGCCCAAAUGCCUUCGAUUUAUACUCGUGUCUCCGCCUAUAUUCCAUGGAUUGCUAAUGUCCAGAAUAAUUAUUACAAAUCGAUUUAAAGGAA